AAAAAAUGCUUGUCAUAAUCGCAAAAGCGAUUCUAUCUAUUUAUUUGUUGUUUUUUAUUUAUUAUUAAUAAAAGUACAAUCAGUUUCAAUUAAAAAUGAGUUCGGACGAUUCCGAUGAUGAACCGCUGUCUAUAUUAGCCGCGACAAAAAAGCUAAAUACAGAGAAGUUCGAGAUAAAAAAGGUGAAAUCUAUCGAUGAAGAUGGAGACUCGAAAAAGAAGAAUCUAUCCGGUUAUAAAAAUCUCUCUCUUACAAUCAAAUUUGGUCAAAACGAGAACAAGGUAUUAGAACGGCCUGCGGAUGUUUGGUUGUAUAUGAAAGAUUUAAACCCUUCUGGGCCCUAUAGUUGCCUUCUGUGUCCUGGAUGGUUCAUAAACAGGACUAAAAUAAUGGUUCAUUACAUCACAAAUCAUAAAAAAGAGUUCUGUGGUAUAUGCAGAUAUUUUGUUGAAGAUAAAGAGACAUAUGUAAAACAUAUGGAAUUUCAUGCACCCUGGUCAUGUUCUCAAUGUACUGAAUGUUAUGAGACAGAACCAGAAAUGCGGCAUCACUUGAGUGCUGCACACAAUCUAGUCCACUGUCGUCUUUGCCAUUUUAGACUGUCUGAUGAUGACCAAUACGAUAACCACUUGUUUCAAAAACACAAUGUCACAAAUAUAUCCAGCAAAAGUGAAGACAUCCUAUGGGACCAUGAGUAUGAUGGCAGUCCUAAGUUUCUCUGCGUUUUGUGUUCCAAACCAAAUAACUUGUCAAUAAAUUUCUUCAAUCACUACAUGGGCUAUCAUCGUUUUACAAUGAAAUGUUUUGCAAGCAUUAUUUCAGGUCAGGACAUACCGUUCACGGUGGAUGGUGCUGAUGUAAGCUCUCAGUUUGUAGAUGGUGAACUCAAUCAAAUGAGAUAUGGCUAUACAGACUUGGAAAAGAAAAGUCAGGAAAACUGUGAGACUGACAGCAUUGAUGCAAAUAACAUAAUGAAUGUUCUCAUACCAGAAAUCAAGCAAGAAGUUGUUAGUGAAAAUGAUGAACCAAACGAACCAAAAGAACAAGAUGAGCCUGAAUCUAAGGAGAAGGAUUUAUCAGAAACUUAUCUAGGAGACGAAGACUUUGAUGUAACAUCUGUGGAGCUGAUUGUGUUACAAAAAUGCUUCUUUGACUAUAUUGAGCAAAUUAUCAAUCAAAUCAAUGCUAAAGUACUCCCAGAAGAAUCGACAAUUGACUAUGAAAGUGCCAAAACUGAUGUGACAAUGAAAAUUGACUGUUCCCUUUGCAAAACAAAUAUUGACUCAGUACAAGACUAUACUGUUCAUAUGAAGAGAAUGCAUUCAGUUAAGGCAGAACCUAUAUAUAACUGUAGGUUAUGUGCAACUACAUUUAGUAGUUUAAAUGAGCUUGAAACUCAUGCAUCUGAGGAACUGAAAGAAUUUGACGAUUUAUGGCUGUGUCAGUUUUGUGAAAAAGAGUUUGAUAAUAGAGAAUCAACAAGGCGUCAUUUGAAUGAGCACUGGGAUAUUUUGGAAUAUGAUAACUGUUUUAGUCCUCAUCUGGGAUUUAAAUGUAAAUAUUGCCCAACAUUGUUUUGGAAUGAAACAGAUAGGAAGACCCAUCAAAUCAGAGUUCAUUUUAAUAAACAUAAAGAGGAUUGUUACAAAUGUGAAAGCUGUUCUGAGAUAUUUAGUGAUAAGGUUUGGUUUAUACACCACUACAUAGAGAAGCAUCAAGAAGAACAUGACAACAUUUACUACCUGUUCAAGUGUUGUCUGUGUAGUAUAGUCAUACCAACAGUUGAAGAUAUGAGGAUACAUUUUGCAGCAGAUCAUCCUGAUGCUAGAAAAAUAUUUUGUUCCUUAGGAUCUUGCCGUUACAAACCUCUGAGUCACAGAAAGUCAUUUAAAAUUCAUGUUAAGUCAGUCCACAGCCCAGAAGCAAUGCAGCAGGAACACAGCAGUACGUGCGUGAUAUGCGGACGGGAUUUCGCCACAGCUCGCGCGUGUGCUACGCAUAUGACACAGGUUCAUGGCCCCGGCAAGUUCAAGUGUAAACUGUGUCGAGAAGUCAUGUAUACGAGUGACGAGAGGAAACUUCACUACUUGAUCCGACAUCCGGGUCGGCACCCGUUCUCUUGCAACGAGUGCGGCAAAUCAUUCCAGCACAAAUCUUCUUUGUACAUGCACAAGCAAGAACACAGGCCUAACCAGCAGUCCUAUACUUGUAACUACUGCGGGAAAACUUUUAUGAAGAAGGACUCGUUCCGGGAGCACGUUCAGAUUCACGAGGGACCGCGUCACGCGUGCUCGUAUUGUCCCAAACGUUUCGUGCAACGGUCGAACAUGUUGCGACACGAACGAAGGCAUACAGGCGAGCGGCCAUACGGAUGCCCUCACUGUCCACGCACGUUCUCCGAUAAGGGAGCUUGUACUGCACAUUCCAGGACACACACAAAAGACAAAUCGUACGCUUGUCUCUACUGUGGGCAGACAUUUGUCCAGAAAUCUAAGCUGACUUAUCACAUCCGGAAACACACAGGAGAGAACUUAGAGACGUGUUCAGUGUGCUCGAAGCUGUUCACGAGUGCGUGUUCCCUGCGUGAACACAUGAAGACUCACGUCGUGAAGAAGGACACGGUCCCUUGUCCACUAUGCGGGCGCAAGUACCAAGACGAGCGCUACAUGAUGCGGCACUUACGAACCGUUCAUACUGGCGCGCGGUACAGCUGCCCUUUGUGCCGCAAGACACUAACAUCUGCCGCGGGGCUGCGGCACCAUGUGAUAACGCAUAGCGACCUCAACAUGUUCCGGUGCAAACUCUGUCCGAAAUCGUACGCCGUAAAACGGACUUUAGUAAAACACUUGCGCAGACGUCACUACUUGAAGGGCGUGGAUGCGGUGUUAAAAGACUUCUUCCAAACCUUAGAUCCAAGAGAGUGCAACUUGGGUCUCGACGAUGACGUAAUGAACGACAUAUUCGGCCCGCCUAAGCGAAAAUCUAACGAUGUAUUACUAGCAAACUUCGUUACUUUGAAGAAACUCGCAGAAAAUGCUAAAAAUAACGAAACGGCAGAAGGUGAAGGUGAACCUUUAGGUGAUGAAGGCGAUGAAACUGAUGACGGUGAGGUCAAAGGUGACGAGUCUGACGAAGACAGAGGUGAAGAUAUGACUGACAUGACACUGGAGUUGGAACCCACCGAUUUUGUCAGCGUCAAAAUUGAACCUAUGGACGCAGAAGAGGAUGAAGUCGAUUGAAAUUUAAAUUAUUGUGAGUACCAAAAUUAAAUAUAGUUUUUUUUUAAACAGAUGAGAUGCCUGUGUCCUACUCUUCCUAACCAGUCUGAAACCACUAUGGAUCACAGAAUAGAUAUAUUAUAAUUAUCCAAGAACAAUAGCAGAGCCGUCUUUUAUUGAAAUAUUAUAGUCUGUGAAAACUGUGCGUCUUUGCAUUUCAUAGAUCUAAAGUUCUGAUUCAAUUGAAAGUUCUGUAUCGAACCUCAGUAAUGAUAUCUAUACCAUUACAAACCUUUAAAUUUUUUGAACUAACGAUAUCAAAAACACUUUACGACGCGUGUCGUUUUAUUUUAUAAUAAGUGGAAGCCAAAGAGUAAUUGCUAUUCAGCCAACAACAAAAGGUUAAGCACCCAUAAAAUUUGUUGUUGAUAUUCAUCAAUUCGAAAAUUCGGAAUAAAGAAAAUAAAUAUGGCUCCCAGUCGGUCCUAUUCUUAGUUGAAUCGCGCGAAAAUGUGCUUAUCAGGGCAGUCCAAUUGGUAUCCAUAUUGGACUGAUUGAGUAGAACAUUAUUAUUUCACUUUUUAAAAUGUUGCCUUAGCACCGGCUUGAAAUUUUCUAAUUAAUCCUUUCUAUACAUUCCUGAUGUGUUCGGCAUUUUUUUUAUCACUUUAUUAGGGUAAACAAACAAUGAAACAAUCUUGUUACAUUAUAAUUUACUAAUUGCAUCAUCCACUAUAUUUACCACAGUUACCACAUUUAUAAGUUAUGGUGGAAUAAGGAUUCCAUAUAUUGUUUGUAUGUGCGUUACCUUGUCAUUACAUUAACCUUGAAGACAUUACACUCCUUUUUUGGCAGUCGUGUAAAAAAAAAAUACUGAAAAAAUAUAUUUUAUUAUAAAGUUAGAACCUUACCUUAAUACCACAUAAAAGUAAAUCAUGUGAUCAACACGAGUUUAAGAAAAAAUGUGUUACAAAAUUUGCCUAUGAUAAACAUGGUUUAGAACAGUGUCUAAUUUGUUUGUAGUAAGAAUGCUUAAGUUUACAACUCAUCUUCUAUAUAAUUUGGACCACAAUCAAUAACAUUAGUUUGUUAUGUAAAUUGCAUUUAUGUGUGUGUCGGUCUUCUUCUUUACGGUAUUCUUUAAGCGUCCACUCCAUCUUUAAAAAUGAGUAAAAUUCUAAAAAGUUUACAUUUUUAUUUUCAUGAACAAUUCGAAAUUCGAAUUCAAUAAACUUUUUUGUGGCCAGCAUUCUAAAAGAAAAGUUUUUACUGUGUGACAAUAUAUAUGACCUGACCGUGUAAUGUAUAUACUUCAAUUAUUAAAUGUAUGACGAUUUAUUCCUUACUCAUAAAAAUUUUUACUAAUUAGACGCUUUUAAUUAUUAUAAUAAAAUUUUGACCUGUGAAAACGCCGGAUUGAUAUUUUUGUGUUAUUGUGAUAAAAAUAAAUUGAGCACAUUUGAACUUUUGUAAUAAUUGAAUGUACUGAGAAUCUUUUCGAUUCCUGUUCCUGUGUAAAUAGUCUGAAGUAAUUUUAAGUAUAUAAAUAUUGUUCUAUUCAAAAAAUUAUGACAUUAAACUGUGGCGUGUCAAAAGGUACCUUUAGUCAUACUUUGAUUAUCUUUUCCCAACCAUUUUUUUCUUUUAAUAAAGGCUUGCUAUUAAUUCUAAUAUUAUCUUUAUAUUUUUUAGUCGAAUUAAUUUUAAGCUUUAAUAUCGUUGUAAGUUAUUAUAAAAAAGAAAAUCUCAAUAAAUUAAGUCGCUGUAGUAGGUAAGGUGUCCGUGAAAUAUCCUAGAAAUAUAUUCAAAUUACUCAGAU
Molecule: messenger RNA, 5037 nt
Organism: Chilo suppressalis (striped riceborer)
Lineage: Eukaryota; Metazoa; Arthropoda; Insecta; Lepidoptera; Crambidae
Source: the annotation of a GenBank genome assembly